AUGACUGUCCACAACAUUGAGACCGCCGCCGGCUUCAAGGAGACCAUUGCCGCGAACCCCGUCGUUGUCGUCGACUGGUUCGCGACGUGGUGCGGCCCCUGCAAGCUCAUUGCCCCCCAGAUCGCCAAGUGGUCCCAGUCCAUCCCGUCGAUCCACUUCGCCAAGGUCGACGUCGACGCGCUGCCCGACCUCGCGCAGGAGUACAGCGUGCGCGCCAUGCCCACCUUCCACAUCUUCAAGGACGGCGAGAAGGUCGACGAGUACGUCAGCGCCAACCCGCCCGCCCUGCUCAAGGUCAUCGAGAAGUGGAAGCCCGCCGAGGAGGGCGAGGCCGCCAAGGAGGAGGAGGCCAAGGCCGAGUAA
Molecule: messenger RNA, 363 nt
Organism: Diaporthe citri
Lineage: Eukaryota; Fungi; Ascomycota; Sordariomycetes; Diaporthales; Diaporthaceae
Exons: 3
Coding region: 1-363 (120 amino acids)
Source: RefSeq, a predicted model, not a curated record